Messenger RNA from Hibiscus syriacus, 1443 nucleotides. Its product is annotated as heavy metal-associated isoprenylated plant protein 37-like. Lineage: Eukaryota; Viridiplantae; Streptophyta; Magnoliopsida; Malvales; Malvaceae. The record is from RefSeq and is a predicted model, not a curated record. The transcript has 3 exons. Bases 50 to 1264 code for a protein of 404 amino acids. Gene Ontology annotation, molecular function: metal ion binding.
UUCCUCUUACUGAACUAGUGCCUUUCAUUCAUUCAUUAGAGGUGAAGAAAUGACUAAAGAAGAAGACUUUAAGCUGCUCAAGAUUCAGACUUGUGUUCUCAAAGUGAACAUACAUUGUGACGGUUGUAAGCAGAAAGUGAAGAAACUCCUUCAGAGAAUUGAAGGUGUUUACCAAGUAAGCAUUGAUGCAGAGCAGCAGAAAGUUACAGUCUCAGGGAGUGUUGACUCUGCAACUUUGAUCAAGAAAUUGGUCAGAGCUGGUAAAUAUGCUGAGGUUUGGUCCCAAAAGUCCAACCAGAAUCAGGAUCAAAACCAAAAGCAAAAGAACAACUGCAUCAAAGAUGACAACAAGAGCAAUAACAACAACAACAACAACAACAACAAAAACAAAAGCCAGAAGCAAGGUAUUCUCAAAGGUAUGGAAGCGUUCAAGAACCAGCAGCAGAAGUUUCCCAUUUCCAUUCCAGAGGAAGAGGAUGAGAACACGGGUGAUUAUGAAGAAGAUGAUGAAGAGGAUGAGUUGCAGUUUCUCAAAUUGAAUCAGCUCGGUCAGUUGGGUCAGCUUGGCGGUUUGCUGAGACAUCAAGCUCUUGACGCUGCAAAUGGUGCUAAGAAAGGUGCUGGGAACUUUAAUCCAGAUUCCAGCAAUAUCAAUAAUAUUAACAACAAUGUUAUGAAUGGGAAUGGUGGGAAGAAUCGGAACCCCAAUCAGAAUAUGGGAAUGAAGAUCAACCCUGGUUUGCUUGAUCAAGAAACAUUAGCAGCUGUGAAGAUGAAUGCUGCAGCCGAGGCCAAGAGGGGAAAUGACAUGAACUCUGUUGCUGGUCUUUCGGGUUUUCAUGGAAUUGGUGCUAAUGUUGUUCCCAAUGCUGCUUCUGUUUUAGCAGCCAAUCCCAAUGCUGUUGGAGGAUACCAUCAAGUUCAAUCCAACAAUUGCUUGCAGGGGCCUCCUGCAUCUAGUUUCCCAAAUGGCGGAUAUGCUACCGGUCAUUAUCCAUCGUCGGUGCUCAUGAACAUCAACGGCCAUAACUAUCCAUCAUCGAUGAUGAACCUGCAGAACAGGCAUACCCUGCAGCAACAACCUCAGAUGAUGUAUCAUAGAUCCCCUUUAAUCCCUCCAAACACCGGCUAUUAUUACAAUUACAACCCUCCACCACCAAACUCAUUCCCUGAAGUGCACAAUUACAAUGCUGAUCAUCAAUCUACAGCAACAACCCAUUUGUUCAGUGACGACAACACAAGCAGCAGCUGUUCAAUAAUGUAACGAGUUAGUAAUUCUACUGUGUAAUGGGAGAGUACAAAAUCUCAAGUGUAGUUGUUGAGUCUGCUAUUAUAUUUUAAUCUUAUUUAAGUAGUAUUUAACUUCAGCUCUGCCUGCUUGUGUUCUAGUACUUUUUUAUUCUUCACAUGGAUAAUGAAAAUGUGAUUUAUCUUUAAAAUUAA